AUGAAUUUUAAGUCUCCAAAACUACUUUAUGCCUCACAAGGAGGGUAUGAAACUUUCCCUAUAUCAAGUUACAGCUUUCCAAGUGACUUCACAGACCAGAAGUCCCACUUAUAUAAGGAGUUAUCGAAAAGUAUUGAAUACAAAUGUGAUAUAGAGCCUACUGAAAAAAUAUCUACAAAUAAAUAUGUUUGGUCAAACAACAGUGCAACUGAUGACGAUGAAAUUCUUAUGGAGGAACUCUUGCUUGAUCUAUGGUUAUUACUUUCUAAGUUGAAGGAGAAAAUAUUUGUCACUGAUACAAGCGAUGAUAAACAAUCAAUAAUAAAUAUAAUUCAAGUAUGCAUAUCAAUUGGUGAACGUCUAGGAAAUGAAAUCGAAAAAAGCUGUAUGUCUUCUGUAUCUAUAUGCCCUUAUAUUAAUAGGCACUUUCUUAUAUAUAGCUGGUUUUCCUAUUGGAAAUAUGACCAAUUGAGAAAUAAAAUUUCAUUAAGGGAUACAAUCAUAGAUAAACUACAAGGCUUUAAAAUAUUUAUUGAAAUUGAAAAUAAAUCAACCUCUAGAAUUUGGCAUAAAUGCGACUUUUAUUGUGCACGUCUUUUAAAAUAUUCUAAUGAUUUUCAUGUUUUAUCUAAAUAUGCUAAUAAACUAUUCAAUAUUGCACUCUCACUAGGCAUAUGGCCACCAUCUAAACAGCUAUAUUUGACGAAUAUUAAUAAUAAGCUGAUUUUGUAUACUGAAAGUAAUUCGUUACAUUGUCGUGAAGAAGAAUGUCAAACAUUAGCAGAAUACUCCUCUAGCUUAGAGGAUUUAUUAUUACCAGAACUUCUAUGUGCUACCAAAGAAGGAAAUCGCAUUUUUUCUGAGCAAGCUUUGGUGGAAGUCAAUUGUAAAAAUGAGAGUAUUAAUAGAGUUAGCUUGAUUGAUUUAACCCAACAUGGGAAUUUUAACAGAUCAUCAAUUAUUGUCGAAGAUACUCAAUACAAAUCCUUAGCUGAGUGUAAAAAUAAAAUGGAAUCUUUGAAGCAUUCAAUGAUUCAUAUACAUGAAAUUCAAGUGGAACUUCAAAGCUUAUUGUUGGAAAGCACUGGAGAAAUUGAUUGUAUUGAAGAACAGACAGCUCUUGCUCAGAUGAACUCUGCUCAAGGUGUUUGUUAUGUUGCACAAGGAUGUAAAUAUAAAUCUAAAUGGUGGCCAUUUCAUGGUUCAACUGCUGGUAUUGUAUGUGGAGGAGCUGCAGGAAUUUUAUUAGGCCCAAUAGGCAUGACAAUUGGUGCAGCUGUUGGAGGUACUGUAGGACUUACUAUUGGCUCAUUACUACGCUCGAAACACGAAUCUAAAAUGGAUGAAAUCCUCAAGACUUGUGAGAAGAGAAAAUCUAAAAGUCACACACAAUUUAAAAGACAGUCUUCUAAUAUUAAGGAUGAGAAAUCUAAAGUAAUACCUGGCGGGAGUCCCAUGUACUUAGAAAAAGGUCACGCUCUUACUGAUUCAUACAAUAAAUAUAUACUUAAAUCUUCUUUAAGUCACAUCAUUGAUAACUGUGAAAUUUUUCCAUUAACUUAA
This is a messenger RNA of Cryptosporidium muris RN66, 1563 nucleotides long. RefSeq lists its product as uncharacterized. Bases 1 to 1563 code for a protein of 520 amino acids. Lineage: Eukaryota; Apicomplexa; Conoidasida; Eucoccidiorida; Cryptosporidiidae. The transcript has a single exon. The record is from RefSeq and is a predicted model, not a curated record.